UUUCCAUUCAUGUCCUUUUUCCUUUCCUUCCGUUUCUGACUCGUGCAUUCUCUGUAAAAGCACUGAAAGCGGAGACUUCCUUUCCCUUCUCUUCCCCCUGAAACGCCACCACCAAAAUGGCGUCCCUAGCUCUCACUUCUGCUAGCUCAUGUUCUCUCGCCUUCAAUUCUCUUCCUUCUCUCAAAUCACGCUCUCUCUCACACCUCAGAUCCGCUCCAAAUUGCCUUCCUUCCCUCCCUAAACUCACCGCGAAUGCCAGAUUUCCUCCCACCAACCCAUUCGUUCCAAAAUUCUCCCGAUUGGAUACCACCGCCACCACAACUUCGACCUUUCAGAAACAGAGGAGCUUAAAUUUAACGGUCAAAGCGUCCGCAGCAGCAGCUUCUCCUGCCUCUUCAACACCUACCGCUCAGCCAUGGCAAGGCGCGGCUAUGAAGCCAUUGCUAGCCUCGAUUGCUACAGGUGUUAUUCUCUGGUUCGUUCCGGUCCCAUCUGGAGUCUCUCGACCUGCUUGGCAACUACUCGCCAUUUUUUUGGCCACAAUUGUCGGCAUCAUCACGCAACCGUUACCUCUCGGUGCCGUCGCCUUGAUGGGCUUGGGAGCUUCCGUACUCACUAAAACCCUCACAUUCUCUGCCGCAUUUUCUGCAUUCGGGGAUCCCAUCCCGUGGUUGAUUGCUCUCGCUUUCUUUUUCGCGCGAGGGUUUAUUAAGACUGGACUAGGAAACAGAAUAGCUUAUCAGUUCGUAUCGCUGUUUGGAUCUUCUUCUUUAGGUUUAGGUUACAGUCUCGUGUUUAGUGAAGCUCUAUUAGCGCCUGCAAUUCCUUCAGUUUCUGCUAGAGCUGGAGGGAUCUUUUUGCCGUUGGUGAAAUCUUUAUGUGUUGCAUGUGGUAGCAAUGCUGGUGAUGGUACUGAGAAUAAGCUUGGGUCGUGGUUAAUGUUAACUUGUUUCCAGACAUCAGUGAUUUCUUCUUCCAUGUUCUUGACUGCCAUGGCUGCGAAUCCUUUGAGUGCCAAUUUGACGUUGAAUACGAUUAAGCAAACGAUUGGGUGGACUGAUUGGGCUAAGGCAGCUUUUGUGCCUGGAUUGGUAUCUUUAAUUGUUGUGCCUUUGCUUCUGUAUAUAAUUUAUCCGCCCACAGUGAAGAGCAGCCCGGAUGCACCUAAGUUGGCUAGGGAGAAGCUGGAGAACAUGGGGCCAAUGACCAAGAAUGAGAUUAUUAUGGCUGGCACUCUGCUUUUGACGGUGGGACUCUGGGUUUUUGGAGGGAUGCUGAAUGUUGAUGCUGUCACUGCUGCUAUUCUUGGAUUAUCAAUCCUCCUUGUCACUGGUGUGGUGACAUGGAAGGAGUGCUUAGCUGAAGCAGUUGCCUGGGAUACCCUCACCUGGUUUGCUGCCCUUAUUGCCAUGGCUGGCUAUCUCAACAAGUAUGGCCUAAUCUCGUGGUUCAGCCAAACUGUAGUUAAGUUUGUUGGAGGCUUGGGUCUUUCAUGGCAGCUAUCUUUUGGCAUUUUGGUUCUUCUCUACUUCUACUCCCACUACUUCUUUGCCAGUGGAGCAGCUCAUAUUGGUGCUAUGUUUACGGCCUUCUUGUCUGUUGCCAGUGCUCUUGGUACUCCACCAUACUUCGGAGCCAUGGUACUGGCGUUCCUUUCCAACCUCAUGGGUGGCCUUACACACUAUGGUAUUGGUUCUGCACCUGUUUUCUAUGGUGCCAACUAUGUACCUCUUUCAAAAUGGUGGGGUUAUGGGUUCCUCAUAUCAAUUGUCAACAUUCUUAUCUGGCUCGGAGUCGGAGGGGCUUGGUGGAAGUUCAUUGGCUUGUGGUAAUGAGCUGGCCAUGAAAAUUUGCCGACCCAAAAUUUAUUAAUACCACGAUUUUAUUCACCCUAAAAUGGGGUUUUCGCUUGAUGCUUCACUGUCUAGUGAGAGGUUAGUUUUUGUUUCUAAUUCUUUCUCGAAGAAAUAAUCUUUUGGUGGAAAACUUGGAUGGACAGAAUCAUACACAUGGUCUGUUGAGCGCUGAAAUUUAGAAUUUGUAUCUGAAAUUUUGAUUCGCAGAGCAAACGCCUUCAAUUCAUGACACUGAGAUUAGUCAGAUGGCUGAAUAUCUCCUGUUUUUUGUUUCUAAAUGUAGUUCCUGUUGGUUUUUGAAGUAACAGAGUUAUGGAACAAAAUAUUUAUGUAGUUCAAAUAAUGUAUUUACUUUCAAGAGGAAGGGGUUGAACUUCAUGUAUGCCAGGAAGAAAUAUUGGAUUUUUUUAUUAUAUGCAUUUCAGCUGUGAACGGCCAAAA
Molecule: messenger RNA, 2297 nt
Organism: Jatropha curcas
Lineage: Eukaryota; Viridiplantae; Streptophyta; Magnoliopsida; Malpighiales; Euphorbiaceae
Source: RefSeq, a predicted model, not a curated record